Prorocentrum cordatum is the source of this 300-nucleotide messenger RNA. Lineage: Eukaryota; Dinophyceae; Prorocentrales; Prorocentraceae. The record is from the annotation of a GenBank genome assembly.
GCGGCCAAGGCAGUCAACCGCGACCUCGUCAGGCUCCUGCUGGCAGACAGGCUCGGACAAGAGCCAGCAGUGGCUGCAGGCAGAGGAGAGACUGGGAACCAGACGUCAUCAGCUACCUCUGUGGGCCAGCGCGUGCGAGAAGAGGCAGCAGCAGAUAACUCAGGCGAUCGCAAACAUGGAUCAAGGUGGCGUGGAUCAGCGACGGGUCCCGUUUCCAUGGGAAAUCACAGAUUUCCGCCGCCGAAAGAGGCGGCAUCGGCCGCAUUUCGGGGAGGGCGGUUCCCCCGAUCCAUGGAUUAG